AUGUCCUCCAUCACCGACGUGGACUCCUCCGCCGGUGAAAGCGACUCUGAUUGCUCCAUCGGCCUCUCCCUCGGUGCCGACUCCACUGCACAGAUUGAUCCCUCCAUGGCGCGCCACUACGCCGCGAUCAAUGUGCACGCCUACGUCCCGAUGAAGCUCGACUUCCGCGCCGACAACUUCUCCAAGUGGAAGGCGUGCUUCGAGGCCUUGUGCGGCACCUUCGAGUUGCUGCCGCACAUCGACGGGACGGCGCCUCCCGAUCCCCUCACUCCUGCGUGGAUCCAGGAGGACUGCUGCGUCCGCUCUUGGAUCUACAGCACCAUCUCCAAUGCCGUCCACGACUACGUCAUGGAGGCUGACCCGACGGCGUGCAAGCUCUGGGCCGGCAUCACUGCCCGCUUUCAAUCGAAUCAGGCACCCCGUGCCAUCUUCCUGAGUCAGGCCUUCAUGACCUUGACUCAGGGGGAUCUGUCCGUCGAAGCCUACGGCCAGGAGAUGAAGAAGGCUAGUGAUCGUCUUCGUGACGUCGGCAGACCCGGCGACGACUCCACCAUGGUGCUCAAUCUGCUCCAUGGCGCCAAUCCUCGCUUCAGCACCACCUAA
This is a messenger RNA of Panicum virgatum (switchgrass), 603 nucleotides long. RefSeq lists its product as uncharacterized. The coding region runs from base 1 to 603 and encodes 200 amino acids. The record is from RefSeq and is a predicted model, not a curated record. The transcript has a single exon. Lineage: Eukaryota; Viridiplantae; Streptophyta; Magnoliopsida; Poales; Poaceae.